GAUGGUGCUGGCUGGUAACUUAUCUUGCCCAAAGAUUCCUUUCUCUGUGAGUUGCAGCAGAGACUAUUUGGUGUCCCAGGAGUGGCCACGGACCUCUUAUUGUCCUGCCAUACUUUGCACGUCAUACUUAGGAUGCCAGCGUUCACAUUUAUCAUCAUUACCAGUAGCCAUGGUUUCAGACUGUGUCCACGACGAAUUUAACUGAAGUCAUAUUAAAUCUUCAUUUAAAUCUCCUUGAAUUUUCACAAGAAUCCUACAAGGUAGCUGUCAUUUGCCCCCAUGUUACAGUGGCCGCAGCUGAGGCUGAGGGCUGGCCGGAGCCUGGCCUAAGACCACAUCUGUAGUGGCAGGUGAGGCGGGGAUUCAGACCCUAGCCUGCAGCGCCUGCUUUUCCUACCACAGGCCAGGAGCCCCUUCUCGUGGCUCCUGAGAAUCACCUCCAGGUCUCUCCUUUGGCUCCCGUGGCAGGAAUGUGGGAGCUCCCAUUUUAAGUCUUCCCCCCUCCUCCCUGGGGCUCGGGUGGGGUGUCUGCUUUCAUUGUUGCGCUGUGGGGUUUGGAGCACCGCCUGUGGAUGGACUGUGCAGUGCAGCCAGGCACAGUGGCCUGAGCCCAAAGAAACCAAUCUGGCAGACAGCAAGCAGCAGGGAGGGAAAGACUUGAGGACUAGGUCACCCCUUGCCACUCAGCGCCUCCUGGCCCCACACAGUAUGGCCUGCCCCAUCAUGGAGAUCCCGUGUAGCCUGCUUCUGGGGGGUCCUGCCAGGGCAGAACAUGGUGGCAAGCUUCCCAGGAGGCCUGCACAGCCUUGGGGAGACAGACGGCCCCUGACACCACCAGUCAUUUCUAGCCAGAAGACCGUCCUUCUGUACAUUUGGGAGGGAGACCUGAGGGAAGGACCUCCAGACAGGAAGUUUAUCCUUUCCUAUGGUUUUGGCCUCACAGGGCUUUGGUUGUGUCGUUUCUUGUCAUGCUGUUGAGCCUCUGGAAUGAUGGCCAGCUCCUGGAUAGAGGCUCUCACCCGGCUCCUGCCUCUGCCUCUAAUGGGCUUUGUGACCUUUGGCAGAUUAGUUGCUUUCAUCAGGCUGGUUUCUUCACCUGAAAAAUGGGAGUCUGGACCGCCCUUUGCUAAGGUUCCUUGAGCUUUGAUAAAGGUGGUUUCUGAGUGGGACGAGGGGGUUUUGGCUUCCAGUCCUGGGGCUUCCCGAAUACCUCCUCCUCUUACAAGGGUCCUUUCUGCCUCUGGCCUAGAGGUACAUGGAGGAGGAAAGAGUGAAGUUAAUGAUUAAAACAGAGGCCCUGGUUUCUGAUGGAAGUGGGAUGGGGCGGAGGUUGUUUACAGAGAUGGUUGCCUGUCCGGUCAGUGGCAGGGUCUUGAGGCCUGACUUCCGUCCUGUGCCGGUAGCCCUGCUGCUGCUUUCAUUUUAACUGCCUCCUGCCCCUGCCCGAUGCAUUUAGGAUCUAGAAGUUUCCAUGGCUGCACUCCAGCCUGAAUUUAAGAAGUGCAACAUGGCCAGAGGCUGCCUCUGCUGCUUGAAGUACAUGAUGUUCCUCUUCAAUUUGAUAUUCUGGUGCCUGUGUUGGGUUGGGCACCUGACCAAGACUGACCUUCGGGAGAAUGGAGGGACACUUGUCCAUACCUCUCAUGCCAGGAGCAAAGGAUCGGCUGGACAGCUCUGUGGCUGUGGGCUGCUCGGAGUGGGCAUUUGGCUAUCCGUGUCCCAAGGCAACUUUGCCACCUUCUCCCCCAGCUUCCCCUCGCUGUCUGCAGCCAACCUGGUCAUCGCCAUAGGCACCAUUGUCAUGGUGACAGGCUUCCUCGGCUGCCUGGGGGCCAUCAAGGAAAACAAGUGCCUCCUUCUCAGUUUUUUCAUCAUCCUGUUGAUCAUCCUCCUGGCAGAGUUGAUCUUGCUCAUCCUCUUCUUUGUCUACAUGGACAAGGUAAAUGAGAACGCCAAGAAGGAUCUGAAAGAAGGACUAUUGCUGUACAACACAGAGAACAACGUGGGGCUUAAGAACGCCUGGAACAUCAUCCAGGCUGAGAUGCGCUGCUGUGGCGUCACCGACUACACAGACUGGUACCCAGUGCUGGGGGAGAACACAGUGCCCGACCGCUGCUGCAUGGAGAACUCCCAGGGCUGUGGGCGCAACACCACCACCCCUCUGUGGAGAACGGGCUGCUAUGAAAAGGUGAAGACGUGGUUUGAUGACAAUAAGCAUGUGCUUGGCACGGUGGGGAUGUGCAUCCUUAUCAUGCAGAUUCUGGGCAUGGCCUUCUCCAUGACCCUCUUCCAGCACAUCCACCGGACUGGUAAAAAGUACGAUGCCUGAGCGGGCUGGCCGGGAGCACCCCAGCCCCCACGCAGACACUGUGCCAGGGAAGAAGAUUUGAGCUUUGUGUUGCCUGCCCGCGCUCUCCAGACUGCUGACCCCUGCACCCGACUCCCCCCGCAGCCCACCCUCCCCCAGCCCACCCCGCCUCAGCUUCUUGGUGGGUGGAGGGCCAGGGAGGAGGAGGCGUGGAGGAGGCACACAGAGACCUUGGGUGCUGGGGGUGCCUGGAUUCCUGCAUCUGUGUAUUUGCCAAAGAAGACAGGGUGGGCCGGGUUCAUGCUCCAGGAGCCCUCCAGCACUGAUGCGUUUCUGCCUCUGCCCUUCCUCACGCUGACACUUGGUCCCCAUGUGGGUGGGGCGCAGAGUGCUCCCUCCUGGUCCAGAGACUGCCCACGGAGCCACGGGUGCCCACCGCCAUCCAUGGGAAAGCUGGCGGGGGGGGUGGGUGGGGUGGGGGUCUGACUGCCUCUGGGCAAGGCCCCCGGGAGCAUCUUGCCCAGGCUUUUUAUACCUUACAGUGUAACUUUUUUAUUUUAUUUUACUCUGAUUCUGAUUAUUCAGGAAUAUUAUCUUCCAGAUAAGUUUAGGGUUAGCUUUCUGAUUUAUAACUUUUUACUGUGUUGAUUUCUGUAAUGGUUUGAUUUUCUUUUUUUUCCUGAGGGUGGGGGACAGGUGCGGGGAGAGAGGAUGUCCCGUCAGGUUUCAAUCAGGACAAACCACUGUGCAGCUCUCAGGAGUCCCCGGGGAGAUGCACCAGGCCUGUGCUCAGGACGCACCGAGUGGGAGGGAGAGUGGGCCAGGGUGUGCGGGGCCCGCGUCGGUGGCACAGGAGCCUGGAUGAGGCGUGUGCAACAGAAAGGCACAGAGCAGCGUGGAGGGGCACCCUGCCUGGGGGCCAUAGGUUUGCUGAUGCUGGCUCCAGCGGCCCGAACGGUUGGGGGUCCGUGGGGGGCCGGCGAAGUGCUUUGCCAGGAACGUGGCCAGGGCCGUUGUGGGUCCUUCUGCUUCACCGAUGAGCAGUCUUUUCUUUUUCCCAUCCUUCCUUCCUCCUGCCCUCUGCUGGCACCGGAGGCUCCCCCUUCCGCCCCAUGCGGGCAUAUUCCCGCGACAGGUUCUGCAAACCCCAGUUACUUUCACAGACAUUCCUGCUAGAAACUCUCGGACAAAUACCUCUCUAGUUCAGAUGCUGCUCACUUUCUCACAUUGCUUCUGGAAGGGGAAGCAUUCCUUAUGUUUUGCUGCUCAGACAGUGGCAGAGGUCCCGUGACCAUCAGGAGGGGAGGGUGGAAGUAGUGCCCGUGAUCAUUCCAGCUGUACUCACUGGGCUGCACGUUCCCUGCCGAGAGGGAGGGGAAGAUGACCAGGGGGUCCCGGGACCCUCAUCCCCUUCCUCAGGGUUCAUUGAUGGUGGGGUGGUGGCAGGUCUGUCCUCCGUGGCCCCGAGGAGAAGCACAGGGAGGUCAGACUGGAUCUUGCUACAGCAGCCCCAGGGAGAAACAGCCAAGUCACGGUGUAGAAGCUGAACAGGCCGGGUGGGGUAUCUGACUGCAGCAGGGGGGCCCUCAGGCUUUAAGCUGGUCUGAGUGUGUUUGCAGUUAAAAAACUAAAGUCAAGAAUUCAUGGGACUGAGCGUGCAGAGGCUGUCCACUGGCCGGCUAGGAUCCAGUGCGCUUCCCCGACCCGGCCUCACGUGGGGCAGCUGCCUGUUCCCUGCACCGUUUGGCUCAAUACCUUGAUUUCUCACCAGGCCCACGUCUCCUUUCCAGCCUGCACUUGUCUGCUCCAAAAGCUGAGACCUGGCCACUCAGCCGGCAACUCCUGCACCCGCCAAAGUAAAAUACAGGGGGGACCAGAAGUAUAGAACUUUUGGUGUUCAGGAGUCACGAUUUUGGGGGAUGAGAAGUGGAGAGUAAGGUGGGCUCAAUGAGUCAGGCAAGGAACCCCCACAGCCCACCCCACGACAGAAGUGAAGGUGCCCAUGGCAAAGCUGGGAAGGUGGGUCCUUGGGGGGACAAAGGGGCCAGCACAUGCUGGAGCCAAACUGCCUUCCUGGGUCCUCUGGUGCCAUCUUCCUGGUGCGGGACUUCAGCUGCCUCCCUGGGGACUCCCAGCUGCAGAGCACAGAACAGACAUGCUACUGCGUCACUGCGGAGACGCGCUCAGCCAAUGCGCGCUGGAGUCACACAGAAGGGACUGGGUGUGUAAUGACCUUGGGGAGGAUGGGGCGGGCUUGUUCAUGCCUAUCAAUGCAAUUUCAGUUUUUGUUCAAAUCAGCAAAAGCUCAACACCUUGGGGGGUGCGUGUGUGUAGCCUCCCUGGCAGUCUUAGUUUCUAGAGCUUCAGGGAUGUCCUCUGGCCCUGGAGCCUCCCCCGCGGUCCCCCUCUACCCACCAGCGCCCCCUCACCUGUCCGUUCAUGGAGGCUUGUCCACAGUCCCUCAGACCGCCUUCCUGCCUCACCCUGUGCUUGGCCGCUUAGGCAUUUGCUCGAGUCUCCUCUGGGGGAAGGCACAAGGGGUGGGGGUGCUCUUCCAGACCCCUCGCCCUUCCUGCAGGGUGGAUCCCACACAUAGAAGGUCACGCCACACGGUGUCUGUGGCAGCCCAGUGUCUUCUCUGUUUCUCCUGACUGUGCUCCCACUGGGGCAGCACUAACUCGAUGAGCUCCCUCACGUGUGACUUCCCUUGCCAAAAUCAGCGUCAGUUUGGUCAGGUCUGAUGCAGUUUCCAGAUUCGACUUAGAAGGUCAGGUUCUGGAGACAGCUUCAAGGGGGUGCCGGCUGAGACUUGGCCUUUCCCUGCAGCCAUCUUGCAGAGGUGGUGGGCGAGCAGGGACUGAGAACCACCCUUGGGGGGCUGCGGCAGGUGUUGGGGGACAGUCUCCACCCUCAGACCCCCGCUGGAGCACUGUCACCCCCUCCCCCGCACCAGCAUGGGCCAGCACCUUGGGCUCUCACUCCAGAAAGGUUGCUGCCCCACCCCAGACCCUCGCACAGAUGUUCUGGUUUGACUUGGACCCGGGUGGCCGUCGCUCCUUGCUUUGGUGGCCCCAAAGCAGUCCAGGUAGAUGGAAAUGGCUGUGCCCUCCUCUGCAGCCCCCUGCCCACCCACACUGGUGGAGGUGCUAACUAGCAGGGACCUGGUGUAGGAUGGGUGCCAGGUGCCUGAGUCCACCCUUUGUCCCUCCGCCCUUCUGCGACUGGCCUCUCCCGGUCCUGGUCUCCCCCUCACUCCUCUGCACCUCAGCGAGGCAGUGGUCCCGGCGGGUCCUGGCCUCCCUGCCCUGAACGGGCACCUGAGGGCCAGAGCCAGGGGCUCAUGCGCACACCCUGCCCACCCCCGGGGAGCGUGGGAGAGCAGGGACAGCACGCUUGUUGGUUUUAAAUGCACUUUUCUGCUUGCAAUGCCGUAUCUGUGCGUUUCCUUCAUCCUGGUCCUGGCUUUAUCGAACACCAUGUUUUUAGCAUGUUUUUAAAUAAAAAACUGAUAAUGUGUCAAAAGCACAAA
Molecule: messenger RNA, 5837 nt
Organism: Acinonyx jubatus (cheetah)
Lineage: Eukaryota; Metazoa; Chordata; Mammalia; Carnivora; Felidae
Gene: TSPAN9
Product: tetraspanin 9
Exons: 9
Coding region: 1472-2329 (285 amino acids)
Cellular component (GO): membrane
Source: RefSeq, a predicted model, not a curated record